Corticium candelabrum is the source of this 3059-nucleotide messenger RNA. Its product is annotated as collagen triple helix repeat-containing protein 1-like. NCBI's taxonomy places the organism in Eukaryota, Metazoa, Porifera, Homoscleromorpha, Homosclerophorida, Plakinidae. The record is from RefSeq and is a predicted model, not a curated record. Bases 2027 to 2815 code for a protein of 262 amino acids. The transcript has 3 exons.
UCUCUCGCACAGAUCAAUAUCUCUCCUAUGCUUUGGGCAUCUGCAUACUGUAAUUACAACUGCGUAUCCUACUAGUUUGUUGUAAUAGCGGUUUGUGCAUACUGUACAUGUCUUAGAAAUAUUCAAGCACAGUAACUGACGUACGUAGCUAGUCUAGACCAUACCUACUGUCGACAUCCAUGUUUGUGUGACUGGUUAAAUUCCUGUAGCGCAGAACCCUUGGUAUCUCUGGAAGCAGUUGGUAAAGAGUAUUUGCACUUACAUGUUGCAAUACUUCUGUGAGGAAGUCUUGUAUGUGUCCCCUUCUUGAGAUUGCGGCAUAAAGAGGCAGUCACAACAACUGGGGCACUGGGGCCCCAUGUGCCAGUCAGUUCUGAGGGCUUUUGUUUGACUGGAGCUGCAAUGUAGGGCAAAGCUCUGCCAUGAUAGGAAUACGUGUGCGUGGUAGAAUAUGUGUGCGUGGUAGAACUCAGAUCUAACUCUGUUAUGCUGGUUGUACUGCGAGGUAUACGGGACUUGUUCGAACAUAAAAUUCUAUAGUUGUUUGGUAGACUGACUACGAGUAUCCUCAGCAUAGAGAUCGUAUGGUACCUUGUAAUCAUUUAAGGAACCAAAUUUUCCUGUUUAGCAGUAUCUUAAUUACUACUGGCUUGUUACGCAAUCUAGAGAUGGAAUUCCACUGUCAAAACUAGGGUAUUCCCCUUUGCCAGUGGAUAUAAGUUUCCUUUUCCAGAUGCAUGUAGGAUCUAGUCUGGCGUACCCAGCCACUCCCCUUUUAUUGAGUAAAGUCACACCCUCUAGUUUUAUAUGCGCAGGAUACGCUGGAUCUUCAUUUCCCGAGCAAAUCUAAACAUUCUGUAAAGAAUUGGAGAUAGAAUCUCAACGUCUGAUGCUAAAAUCAACUUUGAAGACAUGCCUUUAUGUCUGUAGUAUACAGUUCCAGCCAGUUUAAUAAUUAUUAUCCAAAUAUCAUUACUGUCUGCAGUCUAGAGAUCGUACGGUGCCGAUGGAACAUACAUGUAUAAGAAAAAUAUUCUCUAUUUAGCAUCCUAGUAGCGUGCUACACAAUAUAAAAAUGGUUCGAAUGCCACAGUGUGCUAUUGGAUAUAUCUAGUUACCUUUUCUCGUAUGAGAUGCUAAGAUUAACUUGUUCCACAAUUCACACAAGCGCUUAUGACUUUCCUUUGCUUCAGUAACAAACAGGAGUAACAUGUGGCUAUUUUUUAGUUGGCGCUAGACUGGUCUAGAAACCGAGGCGAGGUACCGUACGUAUCAACACCGUAUAUAAACAGUUCUGUACCGUAUGAUCUAGACUAAAAAGCUACUUGUUACUCCUGUUUGUCACGGAAGCACAACAGAGGUCGGAAACGCUAGCUUCAUAGGAAAUGCGAGUAGAACAAAUUAAACACUCAUUUAAUUGACAUUGGGCUAUAGCAGGGUGUUAUCAAUCUGUUGUUUCUAACUCAUGACUCAUCACCGUGAGUCCCGAACUCGAAGGCAACUCGCAUCGGCUGUCAAACUUCGACUUCUUGCCAAAUAUGGAUAAACAAUGCGAACGUCGACAUGCAGUAUUCGAUAGAGAGGUGGACUUACGUCGUUGCUAAUUGAUAUGAUCCGGUAACAAAUCUGUUAGAGUAAGAUAACGUUUUUUAGUGGCCGUGGGUGCAGUCACAAAGUGUUGGAAUUGUUGUGGCUGUCAUAGAGUUGUCGACGGCAUGUGUACAUACACUCCCCAAGUUUUCGUUGUACGCCCUUGAUUUCAUCAAUACGAUUCCUCCGUGUUUAUAGAAGAUAAUUUUAUUUUGUUACCUUGACUUACUCGGUACCGACUCAGAGAGGUCGCUAGUACGGCGUUACUAUAUACUCCACCAAGUAUGGUCAAACGAUGAGUACCGUUACUACACAAGAUACACGAAAUGAUGUCAUACACAAUGACAUCAUACAGGAAGUGCCAGACUUCCAAUGUUAUAUAAAUGAAGCAAAGUCUAACUUCUUUUAUCUACAACUGUGAGACAAGAGAAGCAACAUGGUCAAGUUCUGUCUUUUGGUUUGCUUUCUUCUCUUUGGCGUUGAACUCGUCAUGUCCAUAGCAGAGGAAAAGACUGAUGGUUGUGCUGGAGUUCCCGGUAUUCCUGGUUUGCAAGGCGCUCCCGGACGAGACGGUAGAGACGGAGCUAAAGGAGACAAAGGAGAAACAGGGAGAGGAGAAAACGGAGAGACAAGAGACGUUGCAAUAAUGGGGGAGAAGGGAGAGGCGGGGCCACAAGGUUCUGUCGGUCCCAAAGGAAACAGCGGGAAAGUGGGAGCACGUGGGGUAAUGGGAGCAAAAGGAAUGAAAGGAGUCGAUGGAUCUAAAGGAUCGAAAGGAGACCAAGGAGCAGCAGUUAAAGUCAACUGGAAACAAUGCGUGUGGGACAGAGCAGACAGCAAAGACACCGGAGUUAUUAAGGAGUGCAGAUUUACAAAACGAUCUGGAAAUUCUGCACUGCGUGUAGCGUACGCUGGAAACUUGAGAGUUCACUGUGGUAGUCACUCUUUCUGUUGUUCUCGCUGGUAUUUUACAUUCAAUGGAGGUGAAUGUUCUGGUCCCAUGACCAUUGAGGGUCUUGUAUACUCUAACAGAAAGGGAGACGAUGUUCAUCGUCACAGGCAGAUUGAGGGCUACUGCGAGAACAUACCAGCAGGUCAGAUUAAAGUUGCAUUUCACGUUGGAAAGUGCGCUAGAUGGUCCAGUAGGAUACACGACGCUCACACAGGAUGGGACUCUACAUCUCGGAUAAUUAUCGAAGAGACUCCGCCUGCACAGCAAGAGUAAGACUUGAUCGCACAACAGACUUCAAGAGUCAAAAGAGUACUAGAAACUGCCAGAACGCGUAUAUAUAGCACAUGUAUUGAUAAAUAGCGCAAAAAUGACUUACCGUAGCUGUUUCAAUUUGUAUACGCGUAAAACAGCAAAACAGCUGCAAAUCGUGUUAGUAGUCGUUGUACUUUUAUAAAAAAUACUGUACUGCAUUUUUUGUUGUUUCCGCAUUAUAAAAAUAAAUUGCAGCUUCAUUAAU